Corylus avellana is the source of this 947-nucleotide messenger RNA. It is a transcript of the gene PMZ, whose product is annotated as zinc finger (AN1-like) family protein. Lineage: Eukaryota; Viridiplantae; Streptophyta; Magnoliopsida; Fagales; Betulaceae. The record is from RefSeq and is a predicted model, not a curated record. Gene Ontology annotation, molecular function: zinc ion binding. Gene Ontology annotation, cellular component: cytoplasm.
AACAAAGUCAGGGUGGGCUUGGCUUGGCUUGUUGGCCAAUCCAUCACCAAACCUAUAUAUAAAUACUGGGCUGCCUUUUUGGAACUUCCUCAUAUUGCUUUCCUUCUACAACGGAAAAGAAUUCACAACAAAAAACAACACCGAUUCAGAGAAAGACAUGGGAGGAGGAACAGAAGCUUUCCCAGAUUUGGGUCAACACUGCCAACACCCAGAAUGCCAUCAACUCGAUUUUCUCCCUUUCAAAUGCGACGGUUGCCGAAACGUGUUUUGUUUAGAGCAUCGAUCGUAUAGAACCCACGAGUGUCCGAAAUCCGACCCCAUCAGUAGAAAGGUUGUUGUCUGUGAGGCUUGCUCGAUGUCGAUUGAGGUUACCGGACGGGAUGGGGAGGGCGAGGAGGAGAUGUUGGAGAGGCAUGAGAGGUCUGGGAACUGUGACCCCAAGAAGAAGAAGAAACCCACGUGCCCGGUCAGGCGGUGCAAGGAGAAAUUGACUUUUUCGAAUACAAGUACGUGCAAGACUUGCCAGCAGAAGGUGUGCUUGAAGCAUAGGUUCCCGGCCGACCAUGCGUGCGGACAGGCACAGGCACAGGCACAGGCACAGGCGUGUAAAGGGUCGCGGAAUGACAAGUUUUUGGCUGCUUUGGCUUCGAGGAAUGGGAGGGAUUGUUCCAAGAAUGGGCGUGACUCUGCGUCUGCUACGAGUACCUCUUCAUCCGUUGAAGCAUAUUGAGGGAGAUUGAGAGAUUGCGAGCAUGUGUUUUUUUCAUUUUUUUUUGUUGUUGUACACGUGUUUGUACAACUCAUUACUGUUGAAAUAUUCUCAUAUUCUGGGUAACUCCUUGUCUGCUUUGAAUAAUCUUUAGUUAAGCCGAGAAGCUAAUUUAGCAUCACAUUUAUUCAUGUUGCUGUUACAACAUAAUCAAGUUGUAUUGGACAAAUUUGCAUCA